CUUCUUCCUCUAUUACUUAAUUCCAAUUCUUUUUGGUUAUUAAUAUUAAACUAGUGAAGUAGUAGAGCCAAUCCUCUAUUCUUUCACUAUCAUCGUACUGAGUAAGAAUCUUUAUCCUCAUUCUAAACGUACGUACGUAAAUUAUAAUUAGUAAAAAAAUCUUCUGUUUUGUUCCUCUGUUUCAUAGUAUUUGUUCAAAGACAACAACAACAACAUGGGCUCAACCUCAACUUUCUAUCAGGGUUUGCAAUCCUGCAUGGAGCCACAACUACCUCACCAACAUUGUUUUCUAAUAAGCAAAUCAUGUCCUCCUAGAUUAAUUUUUUCCCAAUCUAAUACGUCUUUGAAAAAGACAGAAACAGGAGAUGAUGGAUUGUCUGAGCAGCACAGCAAUGUUGAUAACAGUAUUGGUGGUUGGAGUUUCAUACAAGAUCUUUCUAACCCGAAAAAAGAUGAUUAUGAAGAGAAAGAAGAGUACGUUCACCCUACGGUGAAGCGCUCUUCUAACACCCUUAGCAUCAAAAGCUUGGAGAUGUGUACUGAGAGCUUAGGGAGCGAAACAGGCAGUGACAUUAGCGAAAGCAUUGAGGAACACUCGUUUUUCUUAUCAGAAAGCGAGAAUAAUAAUUCACAUCUAGCUCCGCGAUCCAAAUGUAAGGAGCUAGGCAAAAAACGUGACAGGAUAACAACUAGUUUUCCUCCUCCUAUGCCCUCCCUUAGUCGAACGAAUGGUGUCCAAAUGAUGAGGCCUCACCGCGAAGGUGGGCGUUUGAUCUUGAAAGCCACGACUGUCAGUGCUCCUAAGCCUUACUUCAAAGCAGAACGCGUUGACGGGAGGCUUAGGCUUUCUUUGUUGAAUAAUAAUACUGAACAUGAUGAAAAUAUUGAUGAAAGUGAUGAUUGUGAUAGAAAAUUAGUAAGUGAAAAUGGGUACGUAAGACCAAGCAAGUGCAAGGAAAAUGGGAGUAGGAUCAAAAGGAGACCUAGUUGGGAUCCUUUUCCUAUAUGCUUAUUGAUGUAUUUUGGCUUAUUAUUAUGCUUUUCUAUUGUAAUCUAACUACUAGAAUUUAUAA
This is a messenger RNA of Capsicum annuum, 1073 nucleotides long. RefSeq names its product protein FANTASTIC FOUR 2. Lineage: Eukaryota; Viridiplantae; Streptophyta; Magnoliopsida; Solanales; Solanaceae. The transcript has a single exon. Bases 215 to 1057 code for a protein of 280 amino acids. The record is from RefSeq and is a predicted model, not a curated record.